ACAAAUCAUAUGAUAGAAGGAGCGACCCAGUACAACUCUUCUACCUAUGCUUCCUCGCUUGGCCAUUGUUUUCGGGAAUGCUUUGACGACAGCCUGUGCUACACAUUUGUAUAUUCCUUAAACAUUUGUUACAAGUACGGAUGUGAUGGUAAUUGUAAGCUGACCUCCGGCGGUGUAAACACUGUUUAUCAGCGCGUCUGUCUCAGAGAUUGUAUGCCGUUGAUGAACACAUCGCAAUACGCUGUAACAGUAACAGGUGGUGUUACGCACGGAGCCAUUGCAAAAUACACGUGUAAACCAGACAAUAGCUAUCAAAGCGGAGACCUUACGAGGGAAUGCCAAAGCAAUAGUACUUGGUCAGGAAUUGCUCCGAAUUGCGUGGCUGAUUGUGGAUUACCGACACCGAUUUUAAACGGCUCCUACACUUUGUCUCAGGGAACCACACUUGGAAGCACAGCGACACUCCAGUGUCAAGCCGGGUUCCAAUUAGCAAACGGGGAUUCCACUCUGAUAUGCGAUGCGAGUUCACAAUGGAUCGGUACACAGCCAGUCUGUGAAAUAAUAGAUUGCGGCCAGCUUGGCGAUUUGCAAAAUGGAUUGUACAACCUAUCGUCCGGAACCCAGUACGGUAGCAUUGCAACAGCAUCGUGUUUAGCUGGGUACACGAACCAAAACACUGCCAACAUUGUAUGUUCCGAUAAUGGUAAAUGGAACGGUUCUCUUACCGACUGCACUCCAGUUGAUUGUGGACCGGUGCAAAAUAUUGAAAACGGCAUUGUAGUUGCAACAGGAUCAACAUUUGGACAAACAGCAAACUUUUACUGUAUACCUGGGUUUAAAUUAAUUGGUCCUACUUUAUUGAAGUGUAAUGAGUCGUCCAAAUGGGAACCAAAUUUACCAAGCUGCCGAGUUAAGGAUACCAGCAGUGAAAGCUUACCAAAGAAUCUCUACAUCAUGCCGUGCAUUUGUUACAACAAGACGUGGACGGGACUGACGCAGGAGCAGAUAAUAGCUCAUUUGAUACGGAACACCUCGAUAGACGCACGGAACACCACUAUGGCGCUCAGCAAGCUAAGCUGCCGACGCGACGAAAGACCCGUCUCCGUCAUAUUCGGCUACGUUGCUUCGGGAUUGAUCGGCGGGCUGUUUUUGCUGGUGGUAAUCUCAGAUUUGCCAAGGCUUAUCCAUGAUUUUAGAUUCUAUUUCUAGAGACGGGACACAACCGUUCCGUCUUUUCAAAUGUGUCUGAUUUUGAAAUAUUUACAUAGAUUUUUUUUAAACAUGCAUUUGGAAAACUUUCGUCCGUCAUUUGUCGUUUGUCGUUCGUCGUCCAUGUUUACAUUAUAAACAUUAUCAUAUUUUAAACUAGGCCUAGAAAUCAUUAGGACAUAUGUUCGUACCAAGUUAUAUGAAGAAUGGACCAUACA
This is a messenger RNA of Dreissena polymorpha, 1427 nucleotides long. RefSeq names its product sushi, von Willebrand factor type A, EGF and pentraxin domain-containing protein 1-like. NCBI's taxonomy places the organism in Eukaryota, Metazoa, Mollusca, Bivalvia, Myida, Dreissenidae. Bases 10 to 1209 code for a protein of 399 amino acids. Gene Ontology annotation, biological process: negative regulation of complement activation, classical pathway. The transcript has 4 exons. The record is from RefSeq and is a predicted model, not a curated record.